AUGGAAUGGUUGGAUAAAUUUCAGGAUUGGGGAUAUAAAGUUGGUUUAAGGGUUGUGUCAGAUCAUUCCCCAUUACUUGGGGGGUGUGCUAAUAUACCUAAACCAAAGAAUGUUCCUUUGAGAUUUCAAGAGAUAUGGCUUGAACAUCCAUAUUUUCUAAAAUUAGCUGAAAACAGUUGGGCAAUACAUAUAUCAGGUGAUCCAACUUUUGUUUUUAUUCAUAAACUUAAAAGAUUGAAGCAAUUGUUAAAGGAAUGGAACUGGAGUGUGUUUGGAAAUGUACAAACAAAAAUUAAGGAAGCUGAGGAAAAUGUCAGAACCAAAAUGCUUAUUUCAUAUAGUGAUCCACAUAAUAUUAAUGCUUUAGGUGAAUUGGUGCAGGCACAAAAUGAGUAUAAUUCAAGAGAAGUUCAAUAUAGUACCAUGAUGAGGCAAAAAUCAAGAAUCAAGUGGGUUAAAGAAGGUUCAGCAAAUACUCAAUUUUUUCAUACUAACAUCAAAGUUAGUCAUUCUCAAAAUCUCAUUACUGAAAUGGAAGAUGAAAAUGGAAAUAUAAUAUCUGAUCAAGAGCAAAUUGAAAAUCUUUUAGUCAAUUAUUUUGAGAAGAAAUUUCAUCAUCAAGAAGCCAUAGUAAAUGAUUCUCUACUUGCAGUUAUUCCUAAACUUAUCACAGAAGAUGAUUAA
This is a messenger RNA of Papaver somniferum (opium poppy), 684 nucleotides long. RefSeq lists its product as uncharacterized. The transcript has a single exon. The record is from RefSeq and is a predicted model, not a curated record. The coding region runs from base 1 to 684 and encodes 227 amino acids. Lineage: Eukaryota; Viridiplantae; Streptophyta; Magnoliopsida; Ranunculales; Papaveraceae.